This is a messenger RNA of Dentiscutata erythropus, 352 nucleotides long. The record is from the annotation of a GenBank genome assembly. Lineage: Eukaryota; Fungi; Glomeromycota; Glomeromycetes; Diversisporales; Gigasporaceae.
AAGAUCUCCCGAUUAUAAUUCCACCGAACUCAAUCAUUCACAAUCAUCAACGAUCCAACAGGAGAAUAGGCCUUUGGAAUCUUUGCGUAGCGUGUUUAUCAGGAAACAAUUGUCAGACAAGGGUUUUUAUGAAGGAGCUUUCAACCUAUACUCUGCAGCUUAUGAUUCAGAAGUGUCAAAAACGGUUUCCUCAAAUAUUGGAGUAUGGUGUAAUUGGUGUAAACAAAAGAACCAAGAUCCCACUUCUUAUGAUUUGGGACACCGACCUCCUGCUGACCCCAAAAUCUGUGAUAUACCUAAACUCCGAAACUCCGAAACUCCGAAUAUCGAAUCAAAUCCUAUAUUUCCGUAA